This is a messenger RNA of Arachis ipaensis, 831 nucleotides long. RefSeq lists its product as uncharacterized. The record is from RefSeq and is a predicted model, not a curated record. NCBI's taxonomy places the organism in Eukaryota, Viridiplantae, Streptophyta, Magnoliopsida, Fabales, Fabaceae.
AAUCAGGUUGAUAGUUAGAGAGAGAUAUGAAUUCUGCCGGAGAUCAAAGAGGUUGGGAUGGUGUGCAUGGUAUACCGUAUUUACCGGUGAUUACUCGUGAACAACUUGAUGAUUAUUUUCGACGACGCGAGUCAGUUCCAUUACCUGCUGGCGGAAUUGCACCCGUUGAUAAACAACGUGUGAUUUCUGUCGGUGUGGAUGGUAUACCGAAUAUACCGGUGAUUACUCGUGAACAACUUCGUGAUUAUCUUCGACGCCCCCAGCAGUCACCUCCAAUACUUGGCAGAAUUGCACCCUUUAUACUUAAUGAGGUUGAUAAGCAACGUGUGACUAAUUUGGCUAAGCGAUGCUUGCAACUCUACAAUGACCAAAAUGAGAGGAGGUUUGAGUUUCAUGAGCUUGUCUAUGUUAAGAGGCAAUGUGGCCCUACGUUUUCCAUUACUUUUACUGCACGCUCUGCUGAUAAUGCAUUUGAAACCUUUUAUGGCGAAGUGUGGCACAAAUUCGAUAAUACCCUCCAUGUCAGAGGGAUUGUUAUUAAGCAGUAAAUUGGUACAUCUCAAGAAGCUGGUACAUCUCAAGCCUAAGUUGUGGAAUCUGAGUUCUGGUAAAUGUUCUAGUUGUGUGUUCAUGGUUUCUUCAAGAAGGAAAACUCUGAUGCUGUUAUAUAAUUUUAAUACUCAUGAAAUAGUGCACUGUGUAUUGCACAGUGAUAGACAUAAUAACUGACAGCUGAUGAGCAUUAUUUACAGAAUUUAUGGAAUUUGUUAGUGUUCUAGCUUCUAUCGUUAACUUGCUCUAUUAAUAUAAUUUUCGAUUUGUGAAUGGUGA